Molecule: messenger RNA, 2041 nt
Organism: Myotis davidii
Lineage: Eukaryota; Metazoa; Chordata; Mammalia; Chiroptera; Vespertilionidae
Gene: RDH10
Product: retinol dehydrogenase 10 (all-trans)
Exons: 6
Cellular component (GO): lipid droplet
Molecular function (GO): oxidoreductase activity, acting on the CH-OH group of donors, NAD or NADP as acceptor
Source: RefSeq, a predicted model, not a curated record
CGCCACAUCUACCGCGACCUGGAGGCGGCGGACGCCGCGGCGCUGCAAGCUGGGAAUGGCGAGGAAGAAAUCCUGCCCCACUGUAACCUGCAGGUGUUCACCUACACCUGCGAUGUGGGAAAGAGGGAGAAUGUCUACCUGACGGCGGAAAGGGUCCGCAAGGAGGUUGGCGAGGUCUCGGUCCUGGUCAAUAACGCCGGCGUGGUCUCUGGGCACCACCUCCUGGAAUGUCCUGAUGAGCUCAUUGAGAGAACCAUGAUGGUCAAUUGCCACGCACACUUCUGGACCACGAAGGCUUUUCUUCCCACGAUGCUGGAGAUCAAUCACGGUCAUAUCGUGACAGUCGCGAGUUCCUUGGGGCUGUUCAGUACCGCCGGAGUCGAGGAUUACUGUGCCAGUAAAUUCGGAGUCGUGGGUUUCCACGAAUCCCUGAGCCACGAGUUAAAGGCUGCUGAGAAGGACGGAAUUAAGACAACACUGGUGUGCCCAUACCUGGUAGACACUGGCAUGUUCCGAGGCUGCCGGAUCAGGAAGGAGAUCGAGCCGUUCCUGCCCCCCCUGAAGCCCGACUACUGUGUGCAGCAGGCCAUGCGGGCCAUCCUCACCGACCAGCCCAUGAUCUGCACGCCCCGCCUCAUGUACAUCGUGACCUUCAUGAAGAGCAUCCUCCCUUUCGAAGCAGUCGUGUGCAUGUAUCGGUUCCUCGGAGCGGACAAGUGUAUGUACCCCUUUAUCGCUCAGAGGAAACAAGCCACAAACAAUAAUGAGGCGAAAAACGGCAUCUGAGGAUCUUUUCUGGGUGGAGCGCUGUUUCCCUCGGAAGACGAGCAAGAUGUUUCCGUUCACCACAUCAGCGUCACGGACAUUCUCGGGAUUCUGAAUUCGAGUGGACUUUUUUUUUUUAUUAAUCAACUUUUUAAAAAAUAAAGUGUAAAUUAACCGACUAGAGUACUUGGAAAAACGCGAUCAGCAAAAGUGAGGUCGAGUGUUGCCAGUGGGGUCCCUUUUAGGCAGAACCCUAAAACCAGUCAGUUCUUUCAGACAAGCACUGUGUGGCGUCUCCAGGCUCCCGUGACUUUUUUUAAUGAGCAGAACGUCUAGAGAUGAUAACUACAGUGUGUUUCAUGUGUGUGGUUUUUCUUAAUUCCCAUAGCGUUCAUUAAUUCUUGUCAUUAAACUCUAGUCAGUUGACUCCCUUGCAACUCCAAGGACCGAUAGUGCGAUGUUUUCUCCCGUUUCUUCAGUUUCCGUUUUGCACAGCCUGUGCAGCCUCUCGUGGUGUUUAUAUAGCUCUUCUAAAAAGGAAUUUUGAAAUCUCCAUCAGUUUGAAUCAAGUGAUGUUUGAUUUUUUCGGUAAGAUAAUCAGGUCUCUUUCUUAAGGUCACAACGACUGAAGUGUUAGCUGGAUUUUUAAACUUUCUCCUGAAACCUUUCCUGAAGUACCUAUCACUGGGGACCGAAUUAUCCCAAAAAGAUCAUGCAUUUCCUACCUAUGAAUUCUGCUGCAUACAGAACGUGCCCUUUCCUCAGGAAGUUGCUGUUUCCUUUCUUUGGGUGGACUUUUAUCUAGAACACAUAGCAGAUCAGCAAAGAGAACUUUUCUAAAAAUGGGGACUUCUAAAUUUAAAAAAAAUCCCCAUUUUUGUGCCAACUAUGAAUAGUGGGGGUGGGGGGGGGGAAAUCUUACACUAUGGAGUACAUAUGGAAGGCUGUAAAGAUUCUUUUGAAAUUUUUAUUCACCUUGUACAACAGCAAAUGACAUUUUUACAGUAUUUUUUUGUAAAGCAAACUAUUUUGUGCCUUGAAUUUGGUAAAUGUGUAUUAGUGAGACGUUGUAAAAGUGAACUUCUACCUCUGUAUCUAAAUGUAUACCAUCCACUUGUAAAUGACUAUAAACUAUUAUGUGAUUGCCUUUUUUUUUUUUAGAAUGUCUUGUUUAAAUAGCAACCAAUGUUUAAGGCUAUUAAAAUAAGCCAUCUUUUACUAAUUAAUUGGGAAGUUUUAUAAAGGACUGAUUAAAUUUAAAGAAUUAACUUACAUA